Trypanosoma rangeli is the source of this 363-nucleotide messenger RNA. RefSeq lists its product as uncharacterized. The transcript has a single exon. Bases 1 to 363 code for a protein of 120 amino acids. The record is from RefSeq and is a predicted model, not a curated record. Lineage: Eukaryota; Euglenozoa; Kinetoplastea; Trypanosomatida; Trypanosomatidae.
AUGUUUGGUGGUUCUUUUGCUCCCUCCUUUUUGAAAGAAUUGAACGUCGCUGCGCUGCGAGUAGAUGAAAAGUGUCCGUGUGUGAUGUGUUACAUUGUAUGUGGCACGCACCGUCCAGAUGUAUUUAACGCAAAUACCUGCCGUCGCUGCCAGCCAGUGAACGUCUAUGGGAUACCGUACUCCCCGAGCAUCACAACGCAAAUGAAGGCGAGUGCUAUUUCAUACGGAUGCAUAAACAGGCUCAUUUGGUUAGCCACAAAGCUCGCAAAUAAGCACGGCAUUUGUCUCUGCAGUGGUGUGAGGCCGUUCACCUUCUGUUCUGAAGGUAUUCUCUUAUCUUGUGAACAUUGCUAUGACCAAUGA